Messenger RNA from Drosophila simulans, 805 nucleotides. RefSeq lists its product as uncharacterized. The transcript is spliced from 3 exons. NCBI's taxonomy places the organism in Eukaryota, Metazoa, Arthropoda, Insecta, Diptera, Drosophilidae. Bases 88 to 588 code for a protein of 166 amino acids. The record is from RefSeq and is a predicted model, not a curated record.
AACUGGGUUUCAUUAAUUAUUUUCGGAACACAUCUCGUAUUUGACAUCAAUACAAACAGUAAAAUUUGAGCUCUGAUUUGAAUUGAUAUGUCAUCUGGAGCAUUAAAUACCCUAGCUAUUGUCUUGCUCUUGAUGCCAGGUACAUUUUGUCAGUGCAUUGACUGUAACGCUCAUUGGAAGUUUCACUGUGAGACUAACUUUACGGGGUUUUACUGCGCUCCAGGUGCUUACGUCCACCAGUGGGUGGUGCCGGAGGAAGAAUACAACUCGGGUCUAAAGGGGUUUGCCACCCCGUUUGCAGCAUGCACGCCGUUUCCCUUAGAGAUAAGUUACGUCGAGACGUUUUGCUGCCUGUAUUCGCCCUCGAAUGGCUGCCAGUUGGCCCUUAAUCCAGGUAUCUUCAAUAAGGAGAAGCUACCUGUCACGAGAUGCAGGGACUGCAUUAAGCACUGCCAAUGCUUGAACAAGGCAACACCACCUCUGAAGCCCCGGAUGAUGGUGUCUCUUCUGGGAAUGUUUGCCAUGCUAACCGAGUCGAUCUACUUGACUCAGAAAGUUUGGGCAGGAUGCGGUGCAGAACUUAUUUGAGCAUUGACAGUAGUUAAAUGUGUAAACUAUUCAUUGAAUUCUCGUUGAGUACUAUGAUUUUGUAUCCUCUAAUGUCACGAGGCUAACCAAGUUCAAAGCGAAGACAGUUGCACCUUAGAAGGAAGUACUGGAGCUCUAUCGUUUAGAUUGGCAAACAGCUACAUAAUUGAAGAGACCUAGCAAGCUAAUAAAAACUACAAAUGGUUGAAACGAAAAA